Trichechus manatus latirostris (Florida manatee) is the source of this 2001-nucleotide messenger RNA. RefSeq names its product DAZ interacting zinc finger protein 1 like (gene DZIP1L). The transcript has 14 exons. Gene Ontology annotation, biological process: cilium assembly. NCBI's taxonomy places the organism in Eukaryota, Metazoa, Chordata, Mammalia, Sirenia, Trichechidae. The record is from RefSeq and is a predicted model, not a curated record. Bases 1 to 2001 code for a protein of 666 amino acids. Gene Ontology annotation, cellular component: ciliary basal body; cytoplasm.
AUGCAGUCCUCUGCAGCCACUACUGAGGGCCUCCGGAUCCCCCUCUUUGGGGCCUACACACUCCCUGCCUUCAAGUUCCAGCCGCGCCAUGAGAGUGUGGACUGGAGGCGCAUUAGCGCCCUGGAUGUGGAACGGGUGGCACGGGAGCUGGACGUGGCCACCCUGCAGGAGAACAUCACUGGCAUCACCUUCUGCAACCUGGACAGGGAGACGUGCAGCCACUGUGGACAGCCUGUGGACCCAGUGCUGCUCAAGGUGCUGCGCCUGGCGCAGCUCAUCACUGAGUACUUGCUGCACUGCCAGGAUUGCUUGAGUGCCAGCGUUGCCCAGCUUGAGGCCCGGCUGCAGGCCAGCCUGGGUCAGCAGGAGCGUGGUCAGUGGGAGCUGGGCCGCCAAGCUGACAAGCUCCAGAGCAUGAGAGAGGAGAGCCGCUGGCGCCGCAAGAUGAUCAGCACCCUGCAGCAGCUGCUGCUGCAGACAGGCACCCAUAGCUUCCACACGUGCCACCUGUGUGACAAGACGUUCAUGAACGCCACCUUUCUCUGGGGCCACAUCCAACGCAGGCAUGCAGGCAUGACGGAAGGCGGAAAACAGAAGAAGGAAGAACAGCCAGUGGAAGAGAUGCUGGAAGAGCUGCGGGCCAAGCUGAAGCGGACCCAAGAAGAGCUGGAAACCCAGAGGAGGGCUGAGAGGCAGCGGCAGCUCCAGGAGGCAGAGAUCAUUCGUGAGAAGGAAAUAGAAGCUAAGAAAGAAUUUGAUGAAUGGAAAGAAAAAGAGAGGACCAAGCUUUAUGGGGAAAUAGACAAGCUAAAGAAGUUAUUUUGGGAUGAAUUUAAAAGCGUUGCCAACCAGAACUCUAUGCUAGAAGAGAAACUGCAGGCGCUGCAGUCCCACAGCGUGGCAGAGUCCAACCUUGGGUCCCUGAGGGACGAGGAGUCUGAGGAGCGACUCAGGCAGGCACAAGAGCUCCGGGCCUUGAGGGAGAAGAUGGAAAUUCAGAAAAUGGAGUGGAAGAGAAAAAUGAAGGAACUGCAGGAAAAGCAUGUGGCUCAAAGGAGGGAGCUGCAGAAGGAGAAUGAGAGGCUCCAGGCCUCCCUGUCCCAGGAUCAGAGGAAAGCAGCUGCCCAGUCCCAGUGCCAUACCGGCACCCUCUGCUCCCAGCUGCAGGAGCAGGCCAGGCUCAUCGCCUCCCAGGAGGAGAUGAUCCAGACCAUGUCCCUCAGGAAGGUGGAGGGGACCCUCCAGGGGCCAAGGGCUGCAGGCACAGAGGAAGACUCUUCUGAGGAAGAUCUGCUGAACUCCCAAGAUGGACAGCAGAAGGUGCUGGCAGCUCUGAGGCUAAACCCAACCUUGCUAAUGCAGUUCAGGCCACUCCUGGAGGACACCCUGGAGGAGAAACUGGAAAGCAUGGGGAUUCAGAGGGAUGCAAAGGGAAUCUCUGUUCAGACUCUCAGACAUCUGGAGACGCUCUUAAGAGCCCAGCGGGAGCAGAAGGCUGGAAUGUUUUUUGAGUUUCUGAGCCUGAGGGAAAAGCUUGUCAAGGAAGCUACCAGCAGAGUGAAGGAGAGACUGAAGAACGGGGCCAUGGUGGCCCAGCCAGAUGGCAAGCCUCCAGUCAAAAGUCAGUGGAGCUCAUUGGUCGCAAAAGAGGCCCGUCCAAAGUCCAGGACCCUGCAUGUGGCAUCACCAUCCAAACCAGCAGAGCUGCCCAUGCUGACUCUUCAGAGCUGCGGCCCUGGCCUGAUCCAGGUGCCCACCCCUACUCCAUGCCCCAGAGUGUGCGGGCCUGCCACCAGCCCCGCUUCCCUGGGGCUCAGGCUGAGUACGCCCCCAUUCAGUUCUGAAGAGGACUCCGAGGGAGACACUGUGCAGCGCGUGUCUCUUCAGUGGCCACAAGCUCCUUCCAGAAUGGGGUCCCAGCUGGAGGAUGACUGGGACUGGUCUGACACGGAGACCUUGGAGGGAAAUGCCCAGCCCCCUGGCAAGGGCUCAGGUUCUUAG